Messenger RNA from Tetranychus urticae (two-spotted spider mite), 2383 nucleotides. It is a transcript of the gene SppL, whose product is annotated as signal peptide peptidase-like protein. Gene Ontology annotation, biological process: membrane protein proteolysis. The record is from RefSeq and is a predicted model, not a curated record. NCBI's taxonomy places the organism in Eukaryota, Metazoa, Arthropoda, Arachnida, Trombidiformes, Tetranychidae. Gene Ontology annotation, cellular component: lumenal side of endoplasmic reticulum membrane; Golgi-associated vesicle membrane; cytoplasmic side of endoplasmic reticulum membrane. Gene Ontology annotation, molecular function: aspartic endopeptidase activity, intramembrane cleaving.
CUGAGAAAGAGCUAACCUGAUUCCCCUUCUGGUUUUCCCUUCUGUUACUUCUUUUCUUCUUCUCUCUUCAUCAUCUUUUCCUUUUUCUUUUAUUCAGUUUAUCAUCAGAUUUGUGACUGUAAACGUUGAUAUUUGUACUUUUAUUGACAAUUAGUUUGAUUUGACCAUUUGAACAUGAUUAAAUGAUGGUUAAUGUUUUUUCCAUGGCCAUAUCUGCUUACUGAAUUCCUAUUUCUUUUUGUGGUGCAAAGUGAAGCUCUCAACAUCUGAUCGCCUGUUCCGCUUGUUUACUUUGUUUACUGUGAAAUGAUCUAGCUAACUACUUGAAUAUAAUCAAAAUGUUGACCUGAUAAUGAUCUACUUAACCUUCAUUUGAUAAUAGUGUGUAAUAUUUCUACCUCUUAAAUCUGAUUUUUGUUAUAUCAUAAAUAAUAUGGUCCCUCAAGUAAUACAUAUGACAAUGGAUCGCUGUCGAAGAGAAUCGUCUAUUACUUCUUAAUGACUCUCACCACCAAUCUUGGAUUAUUCAUUUCACCUCCACUUGUAAAAUCAUCAUUCUAUGCUGGACUUAAUAUUAACCUUCAUUUGUUCAUCUGGUUGACCGCUUAGGAUAUUUCCUUCAAUCAGAGGUUUUAUACUAUUGUGCUUAAAUCAUCUUAAUUCGUCACAACCAUUCCUUUCUAAACAAAUAGGAUGUCAAAAACAAGCAACUAUCAAUGGGUGUAUUCAUUAGUCGACUCAUCUCGAGUCUCUACUUUCUUAAUCUCAAUGCUGUUGAUUGUCUAUGGCAGUUUCAGAUCACUUAACAUGGAACAGGAAGCAAAAGAAAAAGAAAAGGAUUCCAAUGGUCAAUCAGCCGAAAAUAAUGUGCAAACACUUGAUACAAUGCAAGCUUUAUGUCUCCCGUUGGGUGCAUCUAUUUCACUUUUAAUCAUGUUUUUCUUCUUUGAUUCAAUGCAAAUGCUUUUUGCCAUUUGUACUGCAAUCAUUGCAGCCAUAGCAUUAGCAUUUCUCCUGCUUCCAAUGUGUCAAUAUAUGGUCAGGCCGUGUACAGAUAAGAAAAAGAUCUCGUUUGGAUUUUGUGGACGUUUUACUGUGGCCGAAAUCCUUUCCUUCUCAUUAUCUGUUACAAUUGUUUGCAUCUGGGUUCUCACUGGACAUUGGUUACUUAUGGAUGCAAUGGGAAUGGGCUUGUGUGUCGCAUUUAUUGCCCUUGUUCGACUUCCAAGUCUCAAAGUUUCUACACUUCUACUUACUGGUCUUUUAAUUUACGAUGUGUUCUGGGUUUUCUUUUCCUCUUACAUCUUUAACUCUAACGUAAUGGUCAAGGUAGCUACUCGGCCUGCUGAUAAUCCAGUUGGAGUGAUGGCAAAAAAAUUGCAUCUAAGUGGCAUGGUUAGCCAUGAUCCCCCUAAACUCUCCUUACCUGGCAAACUUAUUUUUCCAAGCAUGAAUAACAAUGGCCAUUUUUCAAUGUUAGGCCUUGGUGAUAUUGUUAUGCCUGGUCUCCUAUUGUGUUUUGUAUUGCGCUACGAUGCUUACAAACGAUCUUUAUUGACCUCCGCUGAAGCUGGUUUACCUCCUCCAAAUCAUCUCAGUAAAAUAACCUAUUUCCAUUGCUCUCUCAUUGGCUAUUUUUUUGGUCUUUUGACAGCAACAGUAUCCUCUGAACUAUCAAAAGCUGCUCAGCCCGCCUUACUUUAUUUGGUUCCAUUCACAUUAUUACCUUUGCUUACCAUGGCUUAUAUUAAAGGAGACUUACGCCGAAUGUGGAGUGAACCAUUUAGAACUGUAAAUUUGCCUAAAAACCUUGAAGUAUGACACUGCAAAGGACAAAGAAUUUAUAUUAUAAAACUUCAUGUUGUACAAAAAUCACUAUGAAAAAAGUCAUCAAGCCGAAGAUGUGGAUGACAAUUGAUUGAUCUCACUCCGACUCUUUUCUAAUCUAUUUGAGAAUUGUUUCACCAUAAUAAUCCCAAUCGUCUCAAAAUCGAUUCCUCUUUUUAUCUUGUUUUGCUACAUUCAACCAUUCUCACAGCUGAUUUCUGAUAAGGACGGGGCGAAAAAUCAAGUUCUAGUUGAUAUAAGUAUUCAAUCUUCUCAUCAAUCAUCUCAUUCACAUUGAUUUGUAAAAAGGAAACCACAUUUUAAAUACAUUGUAAAUACAGAGUAUGCAGAUUCCAAUGUUUGGCGUUGGUCUCUUUCUCCAAGAACGUUUCAGAUGAACUAGUAGUUUUUGCUGUUCUAAAUGUCAACUUCAUGAGAAACCAAAUGUUAGUUGCACAUACAAUUGAUAAAUUGGAGUGUUUGUUUAAUUGAAAACUUAUGUUACGUGCAACUUUAUAUAAAUAAUAUUUGUACAAUCAAUUGAUCUGAAAACCAA